AUGGACUAUGUCAACUCGUCGAGUUCGUCCUAUCUGGCACUGAGUGCCACCGGAGGCGAUACUCUUAUUGGUUCCGACAUUCCGAGCUGGGCGCCAACGAUUGCUCCAUCGAAGAACUGGCGUGUCGUUAAGAACGGGAUCGCGGUGCCCAUUCAGGAGGCUAUCGGGGCUACUCUGGGACGGAAACAAGUACCACAAAUGUUUCGCGAGAUCCACGAUGCUCGGUCCUGCAGCAAAAAGGCCCUGGAAAGUCAAGCUGUGCUUGUGGGUGGCUGGCGAACCCCUUUAUUGGGAUCAUUCGGGACGAAUACUCACCCUGAAAUCGGCCGCCACGCCGUGGAUCAACGCCCCACAGCCAACUACGAUGCCAACAUUAUGAGCGUUAAGGAUGUGGCGGCAUUCGAGAACAUGGGCAUCAUAUCCACGAGCGAGUUCACCCCCUGGUUCGACCGUAGUUGA
Messenger RNA from Cladophialophora bantiana CBS 173.52, 459 nucleotides. RefSeq lists its product as uncharacterized. The record is from RefSeq and is a predicted model, not a curated record. The coding region runs from base 1 to 459 and encodes 152 amino acids. The transcript is spliced from 2 exons. Lineage: Eukaryota; Fungi; Ascomycota; Eurotiomycetes; Chaetothyriales; Herpotrichiellaceae.